Molecule: messenger RNA, 1005 nt
Organism: Corylus avellana
Lineage: Eukaryota; Viridiplantae; Streptophyta; Magnoliopsida; Fagales; Betulaceae
Product: RNA-binding (RRM/RBD/RNP motifs) family protein
Molecular function (GO): RNA binding
Source: RefSeq, a predicted model, not a curated record
AGUCUCUCUGUCGCAGACUUUAUUCCUGUUAUCUUCCGGAAAGAGAGUAGAUAAAAGAAACUGAUCUCAUCGUUGUACGGCGUCGUUCGAGCUAGGGUUUCGCAUCUCGUUUCAGAAAUUCUAGUAUACCAACCAUGUCAGGAAGCUCAAGUUGCAGCGUCUACGUAGGUAAUCUGGAUGAGAGGGUGAAUGAAAGGGUCUUGUAUGAUAUUUUGAUUCAAGCAGGGCGGGUGGUAGACUUGUACAUCCCACGAGACAAGGAAACAGAUAAACCCAAAGGUUUUGCCUUUGUAGAAUAUGAAACUGAAGAGAUUGCGGGCUAUGCUGUCAGGCUUUUCUCUGGUCUUGUGACUCUCUAUAAUCGAACACUGAAAUUUGCUAUAUCUGGACAAGACAAGCCCUCACCUCCAAUGUCAACGACACCCGCAUCAAACUCAUCUCAUAGACCAAGGUCUCACCCCGUUCCAAUUAACAAUAUGGAGAUUUCUCAGCACUCCAUGAGGUUACCAGAACCAUCGAGGUUUUCAGCUUACCAAGAGAAUCCUCAAGUGCCUGCCCCCCCUGGUGUAAGUAAUCAAUCUAAUGGGUAUGGAUCACAUUUCAAUGACAACAAUUAUGAAUACAGUCGAAGAGUUUUCGGGGCGACGAUGGAUAGCAUUAACCAUAUUAGGUCACGCCGCCACGAUACAAGUAACCCAAUCUACUAUCCUUCAUUGUGAUAAUUAUUAUUAGAGUGUUAGAGAUCAAUCAAACUCCCACCUUGGUGAGUCUUCCUAACAGUCAAACAACGUAAGUGUUACUGUUGUUCUGGAUGUGUAGAAGGAUAGUGGACGAUGCUAAACAGUAAGUUAAUUUGUUUCAUCACUAAGACAUGUUGGUAGGUUGUACUCAGCUAUGUUUGUUGUGUUGUGCUUCCUAGAAAUAGACUUAUUGGGUGUAGUUCUUUGUUUACUCUUCUUUGAUAUUGCAGUUUUAUCUAAUAGUGAAGGUUUCCCUUGACUCUGA